Molecule: messenger RNA, 4498 nt
Organism: Esox lucius (northern pike)
Lineage: Eukaryota; Metazoa; Chordata; Actinopteri; Esociformes; Esocidae
Product: serine/threonine-protein phosphatase with EF-hands 2
Exons: 20
Coding region: 969-3194 (741 amino acids)
Biological process (GO): detection of stimulus involved in sensory perception; negative regulation of MAPK cascade
Cellular component (GO): nucleus; cytosol
Molecular function (GO): manganese ion binding; protein serine/threonine phosphatase activity; calcium ion binding
Source: RefSeq, a predicted model, not a curated record
CACUCACCAGAGGGGAAUCCUUGUCCAUAUUGUGAUGUAAUUCAUGUCUUAUAACACUAUUUAUAACCUUUGCUCUUAAGACUCGAUCCUAAGUUUCAAAUCGGCCACUGGCCUCUUGGCUGUUGGCCAUCCAUUUGCAGCCUGGUGAACAAGACUGCUGACCCUACCCUUUUGUAUUGCAUUAUCAAUGGACUUUACAAAACCCCAAAAGAUAGUAAUUUGUUAAAGUAUACCUUUAAGAUGCAUUCAGAUGAAUACACAGUAAACAAACAUUAAUUUCAGCUAAACAAUGGAUAUAUAAUUUCUUGUCAAGAAACAAAUGACAACAGAAAUGUUUACACGUUUAAAAUCGAUUAUAACAUUAUUGGAUCAGUUAUAGUUGAUAUUUGAAAACAUCAGUGAGUGGUGGAUAAAGUGUUGGGUAAGUAAAGGAUUCACAUGUUGCCCUUUAGAAGUUCCAGUAUGCCGUCCUCCUAUAAAAAGAUCAGGCUAGCCACGUCAAGUCAUUAGCCAGCAUAAUCCACUUGUGGCUUAUUGCCUUUAUUAAGCCAUGAUGCCAAACAAGUCCUACCAGAGAACAGGAGGGCAGUAAGAUAGUUACACAUGGAAUGGCAGCACAUAUGAUGUCAAGUGGAAUGAUAUUGUGCAACUCACUAGUAUGGCUGAUCUCAAACCUUGAUUUGAUGUGUUCAUAUUAGAGAAAUGUGGAGGACCAAAUGCUCCUGGAAUACAUACUAAAAGCAAACAUUUGGGAACUUUGUGACAAAGUACACCCACUAGAUUGGCCCUUUAAGAUGAGGUGGUCUCUUACCAUUUUUGUGUUUCCCGAAUGAAAAAACGGGGAAAAGAAGAAAAAGAACCUGCAGAAUAAAACUGAGAAUAUCUCAAAUGAUAAUGGGAGAUUGCAUCACUCCGGUUGAAGAGCACCUAAGAUAAAAAUUACAGACCUCUACAUGCUUUGAAUAACCAUGGGAUGUGGCGUCGCAAAGUCAAACCAGUUCCAAACAAAAAAGAGCAGAAAAGCUGUCACAUCGAUCCAGGCAGCUGUACUGAUCCAGCGUUGGUACCGUCAGUAUGUGGCCCGCAAGGAGAUGAGACGCAGAUACACCUGGAACAUCUUCCAGUCCAUUGAGUACUCCGGGGAGCAGGCCCAGAUCAAGUUAUACAAUUUUCUUGGCUACCUUAUGGACAACUUCACUCCAACUAGCACUGAACGCAACUUCGUCUCCCACAUAUUUAGAGAGAAUGAAGUGUGUCACGAUGUAGAGUGGGAGAGGUACUUCUGCUACAGGAAUAUUGAGGUGCCAGAGAUUUACUCAGGGCCCCAUAUGAACUUCCCUCUUACUGCAGACCAAGUGACUGCCUUGGUGGAGGCCUUCAGGAAUAAGAGACAGCUCCACUCUCGGUAUGUUCUCCAAAUUCUGUUGGAAACAUGGAAGUUACUCCGACUGCUGCCAAACAUCAGUCGAAUCUCCACAUGCCAUAGCAAAGAAAUCACCAUUUGUGGGGAUUUACAUGGGCAACUGGAAGACCUGCUGUUGAUAUUUUACAAGAAUGGCAUGCCAUCAUUGGAGCGGCCAUACGUUUUCAAUGGAGACUUUGUGGAUCGAGGCAAAGAUUCUAUGGAGAUUCUCCUCAUCCUUUUUGCCUUCCUGCUUGUGUAUCCAAAUGAUGUUCACCUCAACAGGGGGAACCAUGAAGAUCAUAUUGUCAACCUGAGGUACGGCUUCACCAAGGAGGUGCUGGGGAAGUACCAGAUGCAUGGCAAGAGGAUCCUAAAGCUACUUCAAAUGAUCUUCAGCUGGUUGCCCCUGGCGACAGUCAUUGACCAGAAGGUGCUGAUCUUGCACGGUGGAAUCUCAAACACCACAGACCUCUGUGAUAUAGCCAGAGUGGACAGACACAAAUAUGUGUCGGCACUGAAGCCACCAAAGAAGAGGGCCUACCACCCAGUGGCCCAAUCCUCUGUGGAGUCAGAAGUGGAUGACAACCUGUCAAGCACCAAAAACAAUCAGCGCAGGGCCUCUUUUGGACUGCGGGACUGCUUUCACAGCCGGUCUCUCCAGGACCUCUCCAGCAGGGUCCCUCGGACCACAGAACAGGAGAAGGAGGUACAGCGAAGGCAGUCCAUCUUUAUCAGAGGCGGCUUCAGUCAGAGUCAGAAGGAGCUCAACUACGCGCCUGCCUCCUCGGAAUCGCAGGGGACCACCAACACAGCAGAUACUAGCGUAGAAGACUGGGGACAGAUCCUGGACCUGCUGUGGAGUGACCCCAUGCCUAAUAAUGGCUGUAUGCCUAACGAGGUGCGAGGUGGAGGCUGCUACUGGGGACCAGAUGUCACCCAGGACUUCCUCAGCAGGCACAACAUGCAGCUCAUCAUUCGCUCCCACGAGUGCAAACAGGAAGGCUAUGAGUUCUGUCACAACCGCAGGGUCCUCACCCUGUUCUCAGCCUCCAACUACUAUGAAGUGGGAAGCAACAGAGGGGCUUAUGUGAAACUGGGACCGGACCUUGUGCCUUAUUUGAUACAAUAUCAGGCCAGCAGUAUGACUCGAGAACUCAGCCUGAGGAAAAAUGUGGGAAAGCCAGAACAUUCCGCCCUCAAGGUCCUGCGGGAACAGUUGUUUGCACACAAGUCAGACCUUGUCAGAGCCUUCCAAGAGUUUGACAAGGACAAAACAGGGCUGAUUUCCCUGAACGACUGGGUCAUAGCUGUGGAGAGCGUGCUGUGUCUAGGUCUGCCCUGGAGAAUGCUCUUCUCUCAGCUCAUCACCUGCAAGGCGCCGGGGGGAAUGUUCGACUACCAGGAUUGGUUUCAGGAACUCUCUAUAAAAGAGCCACAAAUGGAGAACGUCGAUCACGGUUUGCUGGAGACCUUGUACCGUCAUCGCUCCACCUUGGAGACCAUCUUUAGAUUAGUGGACUUUGACAACUCAGGGUUAAUCACGAUGGAGGACUUCCGUCAGACAUGGAAGCUGUUGAGUGCCUUCUUAAAGAUGGAGAUCACCGAUGAGGCCAUCUCAGACCUGUCUGUCACUAUAGAUACCAACCAGGACGGUAACAUUGACAUCGACGAGUUCAUGGAGGCUUUCCGACUGACAGACAAGAAGAGCCGACUGGAGAGGGGGAAAAGCAUGUUCAUGGGGACCUCAAAUGACCUCACCAAACUCGAAGGGGACCCCGAUAUACAGUAGGUGUGGUGGACGUAGGUGAAACGAGCAGAACCUUCAGACACCAUCCAUCAGAGAUCAAGGAGCUCCUACCAGUGGAAGAAUUGAGAGAGUUCCUACAUGAGUGCUUGUUUACCCCAGGAGCUGCAGUAGAGUGGCGACAAAAUGGACAGACAAGAAAAUAACCAACCAGCUGCACUGAACUGCCAUCUGGAGCCGAGCGGUCCUGUUCAUGGCUAAUAGGAAUGGAACCUGGUGUGGUUCUCUGCAGCAAUAGCACAUCCAUGACAGGGAACAACGAGCUGUGCAUUCUGAGAUGCCGUUCUUUCCCUUCAACUGUUGCAUUGCGCCGUUACUUGCCUGUUUGUGGCUUUGCCUAUUAGCUAGCACACUUUGGCCAAUCUCCCUCAAUCUAUCUCAUGUACAAGUUGUUUUUGCCCACAGGUCCACUGCUAACAGGAUGAUUUUUGUUUGCCACCGCAUUCUCCAUGAACCCUAAACCCUAUAGGCUAAGGAGGACCACAGUUUCUGAGAUUCUGAAAACGGCUCACCUGGCUCCAAAAAUCAUUUUAAAUUCAACAGUAAUGGAUGCUGGUGUGAUGGCAAUUCCAUCGAUCAAAACUUAUCCAAACAUGGGUACUCAGUCCUUUAACUAGUAACUCAUUCGUACAUGUAUGGGACCAAGUAUACAUCAGUUCAAGAAUUUCCACAACACUGGUCACAGAUUGCCAGACCACUAAACUCACUGUAGGAGCCCAUUUACAUGAACAGGUUGAUAUACCAAAUUUUCUGGCAUCUGAGUAGAGCUAACCCUACACUAAUCCAGUCCGUUUUUAUAGAGACACCAAUGAGUCAGGAGUAGGCUAUAGUAUAUUUGUAGCAUCGUUUUUCUAGUCAGCCAUUUCAGCCUGGGUCUAUAAAUGAAUGAGGUUACUGCAAUAUUUUGUACAAAGAAUGAAUUUCAGUUGCAGACCGAAUUGCAGUAUUAUAUCAACGGAUCCAUGAUUAGCACUUAAUGGGAGAGAUCAUGAGAAAAGAUUACGUUGAAGCUGAGGGAAUUCAUAAAAAUGUUUAGGGAACAGAUAGAAAUUCGGAAGGGAAUUAAUAAAAUUUUUGAGAGAAUGGAUAAAAAAGAGGGAGGGAACAGAUUAGCCUGGCUUAAAAAUACUAAAAUACAUUAUUUCUGUUACCAUUGGUUAUCGUCUACUUUACCUUUUGUGUUAUACGGUUUUAUUUAAAUUUGAUAUAAUAAUGUUAAAUAUAAUGUUAUAACAAUCUGCCUAUGUAAAACAAUGGAAAUGUAAAACAAUAAACUUUGUUUUAAGUGA